AUGGCUUUCGACUUUGCCCUCGUCAUCGUAGACAGUGUUAGCCUCGGUUUGGCAUGGAAAUCUCUUGAUAUACCCCCUGUUCCCUCCGUCGAUCCCAAAUACAAAGCCUAUUGGGGCAUGAGCCUCGCGUCUGCCGUUUUGGAUUUUUUGUUGGUGGGGUUUGGGUUUAUUAUGCUAUUCAUAGACUGGCAAGACUGGUUGGAAUCAAGGGAGAUACAGAGAUCAGGUGGGGAAGUGGUUGGGGGUGAUGCAAGAGACCUGGAAAGGGAAGCUGCGGCUGGUGGUCUGGGAGAUGCUGUUCCGAUGGAACCUAUUCGGCGUGUAGAACCUGGUCACUUGUUAGACCCUAUUAAUGUCGGCGAUAUCCGUAUUGACAUCGAAGGAGUUCCACGACUAUCGGAUGAGGAGUUGUCAGGGGAGAGAUAG
Molecule: messenger RNA, 426 nt
Organism: Cadophora gregata
Lineage: Eukaryota; Fungi; Ascomycota; Leotiomycetes; Helotiales; Ploettnerulaceae
Exons: 1
Coding region: 1-426 (141 amino acids)
Source: RefSeq, a predicted model, not a curated record